GCAACAUCCACCCCAGACCAUUUUAGAAUCCAACCGGGUUGUUGGAGUUGUGUGGGCAGGAGAAAAAUACUUUCUCUGGAUAUUUCACGCGUGCGACGACUUCGAAGAUCAAACCCUGACCGCCUGCGUGGAAGUCCGAAAUGCUAACCACUCGCCAAUCGGCCCGACUGUUGGCAUGAAUAAGAUAGACAAGUCAUAGAACGUGACAUAGUACCACGUAUACAAUAUGGACGACCUGAUAACAUAUCGCGCAAGGAUUGGCAUGUUUUCAAUGAUUCGUGCUUUAAAAUCAUUCAAAGUGAAACAGAACUCAGGUAAAAGGCAAGUAACGAUUCGCCGCAAGAAGAGUACUUGCGAGAGGAUGCCAAAUAAUACUGUUCCUACCAAAUCAACAGCUAAUGUUGGACAUAUUUCUUUUUAUAUAUUAUUCAUUCUCUGCUUAAUUAUAUCCGGACUGGACACUUGUCCCAUAAUUCAUCAACGCCUGCUACCAGACAUGACUGGAUGGACAUCCUCUUCGGUUUGCAAAGUACCUUGUUAUAUUUCAUUUGUACCUCAGCCAGGGAUGGCAACCUACGUCGUUUUUAACUGCAGCUGUGACCCUCUCCUAGGUAAUGCUGGGAUCCACAGUUACAACGGCAAUCCGAGAACUCAUAGCUGCAGCAGUCAGGCUUCUGCAGAUCAAGGUUUACACAACUUGCUUUCCAUACCUGAAUUACAUUUUGAAAUGGUUGACCAGCUUGACAGUUCAUUUAAACUGAUCAAUACAUCGUUGUGGAAUAAGUUCAAAUUUGCGUUGAAAUGGAAAACAAGGCUUCCAGGGGACUUGUUAGACAAGGCUGAAGACAUGUUUUUUGUAUCAAACCUUCUUGAAGAACAAGGAGAGAUUAGCCCUGGGUCAUAUACUAAGCUAAAGGAGUGCUUAGUUGGAAACAACGAAUGUCUAGAUAUAAUAAACAAGUUCGAGUAUAAAAUGAGUAGAACGGCAUCAUACUGUGAUCAAGGGCUAGCAGAACAGAGACCAACAUCUAAUCAAGUUGUAGGUAACAGUGCGGAGGGAAAUGAAAGGUUUCCUAGUCCGUGUGACAAGUCCAAUUCUACUGUUCCUACUCGAGAAGAAAUUCCCAUUUCUAUUCCCCACGAAGGACUUGUAACUUCUUCUCUUUCUCGCGAAACAAUAAACACUGCUUUCCCUCACGAAGGUCAAACUGGCGGGCCAUUGACCACUUCAUUACCUAAUGAAGGGCAACGGAUAACUUGUUUUCCUAUAGAAGGACCUGCAGCCACUUUUGAUCCUACUGAAGAACCGAUGCUAGCUUCUUAUCCUGUCAAAAGACCAAUAUCUAGUACUGUUCCAGAAGAAGGAAUACUGGCCGCUUUUGUUUCUAAAGAAGGACUAGUAGCCAAUAUCGAUCCUACUGAAGGACAAACGACCAAUACUGUUUCUACUGAAGGACAAAUAGACACCUCUGUUCUUACUGAAAGACAUAUAACACCUUCUAUUUCUCACGAACCAAUGGACACAUCUGUUUCUAACGAAGAAAAAAUGACCACUACUAUUCCUACGGAAGAACCAAUGGCCACAUCAUUUCUCAAGGGAGGACCAAUGACAACUACUGUUUCUACUAAAGGACAAAAAAACACUUCUGUGCCUACCGAGUUACCAAUUACCUCUUCUAUUCCUAAUAGAGGACACAUGCCCACUGCUGUUCCUCCUGAAGGACCAAUGAUAACUGCUGAUUCAAAUGAAGGUCAAAAGACCACUGGUGUCCCUACUGAAAGACCAGUGGCCACAUCUGUUCCUAUUGAGGAACAAAUAACUAGCAAUCUUUCCAGUGAAGGACAAAUGGCCAUUACUGUUCCUGCUGGAGGAUUAAUGGCCACUGCUGUUCCAAGUGAGGGAAACCAGCUACCACUUACAGUCGACUUACACCAGACUUUCCAACAAACAGACAUACAGCAGACACAGUUCACACGUCUUGAACCAAGGAUUAAGGUUCAGCAUGCACAGAAUGUUUUCACCGGCAACAACAACGUGGUGUGUUACGGGGCUGACGCAGGAGAUCAAAAUGACCAAGCUAACAAUAUCCAACAAAAACUGGAAGGUAUAGAACAGAGACUACAAGAGAGGAAAGUCCAAGAGAGCAAUUACCAGGACACGCUAAAAUCUACACAACAUAAAUUUACAGAGAUAAUAUAUGACCAGACGAACAGUAUACAACAUGCGAUGCAAAACAUAGAGGAGAUUGAGAGGGAGUUUCGGAACACCACGAUAAAGCAAACGGCACUACUAGAACAACUUGGAUGUGGUAAGCCAUGCUUGAAAAUUAUUGAAUGUAAUAUUUUGAGAUAUUGUAUUUCAAACACUGAGUAUGCGUUAUUACGGGGUCCGUUCGUCUGCCACAGUACAUUACGAUUACCAUAUACCUAUAGCUAUGUAACUGUAAUAAUAAUAAUAAUAUGCAGCAUUUGAUACCGCGCCCUAUCUAGCUAACAUAAGCCAUU
Molecule: messenger RNA, 2505 nt
Organism: Mizuhopecten yessoensis (Yesso scallop)
Lineage: Eukaryota; Metazoa; Mollusca; Bivalvia; Pectinida; Pectinidae
Exons: 7
Coding region: 227-2473 (748 amino acids)
Source: RefSeq, a predicted model, not a curated record